UCGAGUUCUCAAAUAUUUAAAAACUUUCUUUUUACAUUAAUUUAAUUAUUUUUAUUUUUUACAUCAUUUUAGUAGAUAUUGCAGUGUCCUUCCAGCAUACCAUUAACCAUUAGCGUCCUGUCUCCAAACACCUACUUUGGUAAAAGUGGUUUAUGCAGUGUUUUGAGCCUCUACCAUGAGCUAGCGGACGUGGGUUCGAAUCCCGGCUCGGGUCGAAGCCUAUUCUAUUAUUUUCCUCUGUACUUUUACUUUCUCUAUACUUUUAACUUAGCCACAGUCUAGCUCCCUGCUUGUGCUUCUAUCACUUGCAGCGGCGUUCCCUAUCUGUGGAAAUAAAUCAGCUUGUGCUUUGCUAUGUUCUGUGGUCUUGAUAUGUGGCCAUUGUAACACGCAGCCAUGCUACAUUUUUAUUAAAACCGUAUUCAUUAUUAGUUUAAAGAAUAUUUUCUGCGACCUAAAUUUAUUAUUCUGAUACUUUUUGUUAAAAAAUUAUAAUUGAAAAUAAAAGCCUUGCAUUAUACGUUACUAUUUAAUAAACAAUAUUUUAAAAAUAUAAAUGUUAAAUUAAAAUAAAAAUAUAUUCUCAAAGUAAUAUAGUAAGUUAUAUUAUUUAAAAAUUUACAUCUCAGUACGUUAAUGCUUAAACUUAGAUAAGUUAAGAAAUAAUUUAAAUAUAAAAAUUUUAUUUAAAAAAAUAGAUAAAGGUCAUACUGUCAACUGGGAAAAGCUUGAAAGUUAUGGGAGAUAAAAGUUACCAAUUGAGAACUUUUAGGGGCAGUACGACUGCAGCGCCGUAAAACAUUUCUCAUAGUAUUCCAUAUUAUUCUACCCUUUGUAAGGGAACGCAGGAUAACAAGCUUCAGCUUGCCUCGGUUCGUCUUAUCAACUUUUUCCACCCUAAUCAAAUUCAAUCACGCGAAUGUAAAAUUACUCAAAUAUUAAGCUUGUAAUUAUUUGUUGUGAUUUAAAAAUUGUACAAAACUAAACUUAUUAAUGUAAAUAUUAUUUAUAAGUGUAUAUUGAACUUUUAAUAUAAAUUUAAAAAUUUUGUUUCUUCAAAAAAUUUUUUUUUUUGCAACCCACUAGUGAGCCUGAAAGAAGCGAUAUGACGCGUAGUUAAUCAAUACCAUAAAAUGUACACAGUGUCUUGCAAUAGUGAAUUUAUUUAAAAAAUAUAAACAGUUUAUUUUUAAAUUAAUAAUUUUUUUUUUUAUUUUCUUUUAAUUCUUAAGUUAUAUUGUGAUAUAUGUUUUAUUUUUCAUAGUUAAUAACAAAAUUUUACUUUUGUUAAAUAUUUUAAUAAUUAAAGAAUUUAAUUUUGUAUAAAAUACUGUUCAAUAAAAACCAAUAAAUUUCGGCAUGUUUAAAAUUUUUUAAAUUAUUUUAAAAUAAUAAAUAUUUUUGACGUUUAUGAUGAUUAAUAAAAAGUGAGUGAUAGUCAACAUGCCAAUGUGGCAAUCUGAUGUGAUAAUGAUUGAAUUUUUAAGGAAUCCAUAUAUGUUUACAAGAGAAAUGAUAUUGAUAUCACUUAUUUUUAUGAGUAUCAGUCACAACUUUUCUUCCUAAACUAUAAGCUCAUUAAGAAGAAAUAUGGCUGAAUUAAGAUCUCUGGACACUACUGAUUGUCCAGAGUGUUCAGGGCCUCCGCCGAUGUUCCGAUUACCGCCCCCACCUCGGCCACCCUUUCUCAAAGAGGGAACAUUUUGUUCAGAAGCACCAUUGGCCGAACUUGAGGAUUGUGGUAAUAUUCCCCUCAUUGAUGUAUCAUACCAUAACAUUCCUUCUCUUCAAAAUACAGCAUUGAUAGUAACAUGUGCCAUUGUUUUACUUCUAACAACAACUACUGUUUUCGUCGUAUUCUGGAAUUACAUGACAUUCAAAUUAUCACUAGAUCGUUAUAAGCCUCACGAUCUUCAGCAUGAACCGUUUCUUUUAAAUGACUUGAAAGAACCCACUCGUUUAAGGUUUUUGGCACGUCCUUGUUUUAACAUAUUUGGACUGUCACGCGUAUGGCAAUGCCUACCGACUUGCUGUCAAUUGUCAGCAGAAGGACCAGCAGCUAGUCUUAUCCACGCACCACUUAAAGAAACCAGCGAUUCAAGAAGAACCUUUGUCAACCAACAACCUCACCCUCAUCAGUAUCGUCAUUAUGCAGUUCAACAUAGCGAUACUUCAGCAAUACGCACAGGACAUUUGCACUCUGACUUAACUGCUAAUCAUGAACGAUUUCAUUAUAAUUGCCGAUCGGUUAAUAACAAUCCUCAUAUUAAUAAUGCAAGAGAAAAUACUUCACAAAUAAAAUCACCCGGUAUACCAUCAGCUAACAGCGAACAUGUAAUGAUGCUUUUAAGCGUUGCAGCACAAUUAACAAAUAAAAAACCACGAUUUCUGUAAAAAAAAAAAAAAAUUAUUAUUCAAAAAAUAUCAUACAAGGUAAAGUCACUGGUUUUAAACUAUCUAAUUUGAUAUACAUAAAUUAAUUAAUUAUAUUAAUAUAUUAAAUUAUACAGACAAAAUAAU
Messenger RNA from Microplitis mediator, 2520 nucleotides. RefSeq lists its product as uncharacterized. The coding region runs from base 1591 to 2394 and encodes 267 amino acids. The record is from RefSeq and is a predicted model, not a curated record. The transcript is spliced from 6 exons. NCBI's taxonomy places the organism in Eukaryota, Metazoa, Arthropoda, Insecta, Hymenoptera, Braconidae.